This is a messenger RNA of Camelina sativa (false flax), 1972 nucleotides long. Its product is annotated as pentatricopeptide repeat-containing protein At5g14080. Gene Ontology annotation, molecular function: mRNA binding; protein binding. The record is from RefSeq and is a predicted model, not a curated record. NCBI's taxonomy places the organism in Eukaryota, Viridiplantae, Streptophyta, Magnoliopsida, Brassicales, Brassicaceae.
UGGGCCAAAAAUGGAUAGUAAAUUACGGAUGCAAAGUUGUAAUGGCCCGUUCGGCUAAACCAAUGAAACUGGUUCUCUCAUUCUUCUUCACCCUAACAAAUGAUGACGUCAGCUUCUCGGCGGGACUUUAAUUAACCGUUUUUAUUUUUUAAGACCUCCGACGAUGAGACCUGCGGCGGAGCUUGCGGUGAGGAUAGGCCGUGAGCUUCUAAAGGUUUCAGGAAGCUAUCGAUCAGCUCGGGUAUGGAGUCCAUCGGUUGAACAGAGUCUUCACGGUCUCGGCUUUCGCAACUCAAUAAGCCCUUCGCUUGUGGCUCGAGUCAUUGACCCUUUUCUCCUAAACCACCAUUCCCUCGCUCUCGGUUUCUUCAAUUGGGCUGCUCAGCAACCAGGUUACGCUCACGAUUCCCUCUCUUACCACUCUAUCUUCAAGUCUCUUUCGCUUUCUCGUCAGUUCUCCGCCAUGGACGCUCUCUUCAAACAAGUCAAAUCGCACAAAAUCGUUCUCGAUUCUUCCGUGUAUCGCUCCCUCAUCGAUGCGCUUGUGUUGGGUAAGAAAUCUCAGAACGCGUUCUGGGUUCUAGAAGAAGCUCUUUCGACGGGUCGUGAGAUUCAUCCCGAUGUAUGUAAUCGUCUUUUAGCUGCUUUAACUUCUGAUGAGUGUUAUGAUUAUGCUCAGAAACUGUUUGUUAAAAUGCGUCAAAGAGGUAUCUCUUUGAACACUGUUGGUUUCGGUGUGUAUAUAGGAAAGUUUUGUAGAAGUUGUGAAACGGAUCAGAUCUUGAGAUUGGUUGAUGAGGUUAAAAAGGCUGAUAACUCGAACAUAAAUGGCUCGAUCGUUGCUUUGUUGAUUCUCAAUGGUCUUUGUAAAUCGUCACGAGAGAUGGAUGCUUUCUAUAUAUUGGAAGAGCUGAGGAAUAGAGAUUGCAAACCUGAUUUUAUGGCUUAUAGAAUCAUAGCUGAAGCAUUUGUAGUUACUGGGAAUCUUUAUGAGAGACAGGUCGUGCUAAAGAAGAAGAGAAAGCUUGGAGUUGCACCUAGGAGCAGCGAUUACAGAGCUUUCAUAUUGGAUUUGAUUUCAGCUAAACGAUUAACAGAGGCUAAGGAAGUGGCUGACGUGAUUGUGAGUGGGAGUUUCCCAAUUGAUAAUGAUGUCUUAGACUCUUUGAUCGGAUCAGUCUCUGCAGUGGAUCAAGAUUCUGCUGUUGACUUCUUGAAUUACAUGGUGAGUACAGGGAAAUUGCCUGCUAUUCGGACUCUGAGCAAGUUGAGUAAGAAUCUUUGCAGGCACGACAAGAGCGACCAUCUUGUAAAGGUUUAUGAGGUUUUGUCAAGCAAAGGUUAUUUCUCAGAGGUUGAGAGUUACAGUCUGAUGAUAUCGUUCUUGUGCAAGGCCGGGAGAGUCAGGGAAGGUUACAAUGCUCUGCAUGAAAUGAAAAAGAAAGGGCUUGAACCAGACGUGUCACUCUAUAACGCUCUCAUCGAAGCUUGUUGUAGAGCGGAAAUGAUCCGUCCAGCGAAGAAACUGUGGGAUGAGAUGUUUGUGGAGGGAUGCAGAAUGAAUCUGACGACGUAUAAUGUACUUAUUAGGAAAUUGUCAGAGGAAGGCGAGGCAGAGGAGUCUUUGAGGCUGUUUCAGAAGAUGCUUGAGAAAGGGAUUGAACCAGAUGAAACAAUAUAUACGUCUCUCAUUGAAGGCCUAUGCAAAGAGACAAAACUUGAAGCUGCUUUGCAAGUCUAUAGAAAGUGUAUGGAGAGGGAUAAAACAGUUGCAACAAGAGUGUUAAGCGCAUUUGUCUUAAUACUAUGCAGCAACGGGCAAUUUGGUGAGGCAUCACAGCUGCUAUGCGCUCGAGAACACUUGGAACACACAACAGCACAUGUCGUGUUGCUGAAAUGUGUGGCGGAUGCGAAAGAGGUUGAGAUCGGAAUCAGACAUAUGAAAUGGAUCAAAGAGGUCUGGCGAAAUUAG